This is a messenger RNA of Zasmidium cellare ATCC 36951, 846 nucleotides long. RefSeq lists its product as uncharacterized. Gene Ontology annotation, molecular function: CDP-diacylglycerol-inositol 3-phosphatidyltransferase activity. The transcript is spliced from 4 exons. Gene Ontology annotation, cellular component: Golgi apparatus; membrane. Gene Ontology annotation, biological process: phosphatidylinositol biosynthetic process. NCBI's taxonomy places the organism in Eukaryota, Fungi, Ascomycota, Dothideomycetes, Mycosphaerellales, Mycosphaerellaceae. The coding region runs from base 1 to 846 and encodes 281 amino acids. The record is from RefSeq and is a predicted model, not a curated record.
AUGGGACAAGACGUGAUUGAAGAGACAGAGUUGAAAAAUGCCAAUGGACAUACUAACGGCAAGCCCUUGAACGGCAAGCCGCGAGGGCCCGUAGAGGCAGAGAGCGACCAGACGGAUGAGAACAUCUUCAUCUUCAUUCCCAACUUGAUCGGCUACUUCCGCAUCGUUUUAUGUCUCGCAUCGCUUUAUUUCAUGCCGCUGCAUCCACGACGCUGCAGCUUUCUGUACUCCAUCUCCUGCUUACUGGAUGCCUUGGACGGGAUCGCCGCGCGCAAGUAUGAGCAGAGCACACGAUUUGGUGCGGUACUGGAUAUGGUGACAGAUCGCUGCACCACGACCUGCUUGCUGGUCUUUCUUGCGACUGCAAAGCCGGCUUACAGCAUGAUUUUCCAAGGCCUGAUCUCUCUGGAUCUGGCAAGCCACUACAUGCAUAUGUAUGCGACGCUGGUUAUGGGAGGCCAGACUCAGAGCCACAAGAAUGUCGAUGCGAAGAGAAGCUAUAUCAUGAACUUGUACUAUACCAACAAGAUGGUGCUCUUCUUCACCUGCGCCUUGAACGAGCUGUUCUUCAUCGCACUCUACCUCCUCUGCUUCAGCUCGCCCAUCAUCACCCCAGCCCUCAACGCAGGAGCAAUGGAACUGGCCCGUGCUAACAAGAUGGACUCGACAAUCCCUUGGAUCCUGACAAUCGCAAGCGCCCCGGUGAUGCUUUUCAAGCAGUGGGUGAACAUCAUCCAGCUGGUCAAGGCCAGCAAGUGGCUUGCGGAGGGCGAUCGCAUGGAUAGGAAGAAGCUGGGUCUGCCACGUCGGAGGGGCAUCGCUGGCAGAGGCCAGAAGGAGCUUUGA